AGAGACGAGAGAGAGAGAGAGAAAGGAGGAGGUUUACAUCACCACCCCCGCCGUUUUUAGAGAGAGAAACGGCGGUUUACAUCACCACCCCCGCCAUUUCUCGAGGUGGGAGAGAGAUUUACCAUACAACGUCCCCUGCCUCCUACAGAGACGGAAAGAGUGAUAAAACACGCCCCCUGCAGUUUAGAGUGAGAGAGAGAGUUUAGAGAGAGAGAGCUUUACGACACGGCUUCGCCGUUUCAAUGGGUGGACGUUUGUGGCAGGGGUGAAAAAAAGCUGCAGGGUGAGAGACGACUCAGGAGCAACGAACCCCAUGAGAGAAAACAUGGCACAAUUCCAAUCCGCCAUGGGCAACAGAAACGCCCAAAACCCAAACCCCAUCUCUCCAAACGCCACAACUUUCUCUCUCUAAAUUUGAGUCACCAAAAACCACACACCCCAAAUCCCAUCCUGUAAAAACCAGCAGUCUAUCUCUGCAAGCUUCAACUUCAAAAGAGCCGAAAAACCCAAAACGCAUCUCUCUAAACACCAUUAACACACGGCCCACUAAUCCCAUGAGAGAGAAAGGACCAUAAUUCAAGCAAACGCACAAAACCCAUUACUUUCUCUCUCCAGACCUCAACUACCAGAAACCCAAGCACCCCAAACUAAACACCACCGAUUUCUCUUUCUAGAACCCCUGAAAAUGAGCAGCGGAGGGGGAGGAGGAGGAGGAGGGGGCAACGGGCCGUGCGGCGCUUGCAAGUUUUUGAGGCGGAAGUGCGUGAGCGGGUGCGUAUUUGCGCCUUACUUUGACUCAGAGCAAGGAGCCGCGCACUUUGCAGCGGUGCACAAAGUGUUUGGUGCCAGCAACGUGUCGAAGCUUUUGCUCCACAUCCCUGCGCACAAGCGCCUCGACGCGGUCGUCACCGUGUGCUACGAGGCUCAGGCCAGGCUCAGGGAUCCCGUCUAUGGUUGCGUCGCCCAUAUCUUUGCCCUUCAACAACAGGUGAUGAACCUUCAAGCGGAGCUGGCAUACAUGCAAGCCCACCUCUCCACCAUGGAGCUCCCGCCACCCCCUCCGCCACCACCAGCUCCGUCUCAGCCAUCCGCCGCCUUCAUGUCCACAUCGCCCGACCUCAUCGCCUCCUCUUCCAACUCCAAUUUCGAUCUCUCCGCCCUCUUCGACCACCACUCCCACUACGUGAUCGACCCCGCCUCCCGCUUUUACCGGAGCCAGCCCGACCCGGCGGUCACAGCCGGCGGUGCCGCCGGUGGCGAGCUCCACGCCCUCGCGAGAGAGCUCCUUACUAGACGACGGUCAUCUCCUGGCCCCUCAACUAAGGCUCUCUCCAAUUAAUUCAGAAAAAAAAAGGGUUUCUCUUAUAUUAAUUAAUACAUCUUUUAAUCUUAAAUCUUUCACUACUGAAUUAUCCCGCUAAUCUACUUUUUUUCGUUUUUUUUUUUUUUUUGUACUUUUGAUUGAGUGAAGUGCAAAAUGAUGUGUAUGAAUUGGACGGUCGCGAUUUGGCGGUUAGUUCCUGUCCAAUGGCACGCAAAUCGUGUCUUUCUGUGGGGCCAUUUAGGAUAUAAUCUCAGAAAGAAGGGCGAGAAGUAUUUUGUAAUUCUCGGCUUAUAUGAAACU
This is a messenger RNA of Amborella trichopoda, 1624 nucleotides long. Its product is annotated as LOB domain-containing protein 18. The record is from RefSeq and is a predicted model, not a curated record. NCBI's taxonomy places the organism in Eukaryota, Viridiplantae, Streptophyta, Magnoliopsida, Amborellales, Amborellaceae. Gene Ontology annotation, cellular component: nucleus. Gene Ontology annotation, biological process: positive regulation of DNA-templated transcription; hormone-mediated signaling pathway.